Messenger RNA from Condylostylus longicornis, 2160 nucleotides. RefSeq names its product nuclear pore complex protein Nup75 (gene Nup75). The transcript has a single exon. Lineage: Eukaryota; Metazoa; Arthropoda; Insecta; Diptera; Dolichopodidae. Gene Ontology annotation, biological process: protein import into nucleus; positive regulation of DNA-templated transcription; mRNA export from nucleus. Gene Ontology annotation, cellular component: nuclear pore outer ring. The coding region runs from base 103 to 2100 and encodes 665 amino acids. The record is from RefSeq and is a predicted model, not a curated record. Gene Ontology annotation, molecular function: structural constituent of nuclear pore.
CAUGCAAAACCUCCCGGGAAAUCGUUUGUUAAAUUAUUAGGAAACAUUUGAAAAGUAAACAAUUUACAAAAUAUAUAAUUUGCAUGUUUCAAAAUAUUCAAAAUGCAAGAAGAAGAAAGUGCGGCUACCUUUAACGUUAUAGAUGAUUUAAUGAGAAAAUCUGGUAUCGUCGGACGCUGGAUAAAUAGCAAUAAAUUGUCAGUUUGUGGUUAUAAACAUAUUUUUGCAUCAUCUAUAGACAAACCAUCAGAAUUUGCAAAUCUAGAACCUGUUAAUAUAUUUCAUCUUCAGCCAGAAUUUAUUUACGAAGAUUCUAUUUUACGAAGCCUUGUAGCUGAAGCUAAUAGUAUAUUUUUAGCUGCCCACGAAAUUAAGAAUCCUCAAAAAAAUGAUUAUAUUAAGAUUUCGCGCACCUACCGGUGUGUCAUUCGAGCGUGUCUUGAAAAGUUAAAUGAAGAACUUCAAAUUGAAACAGAUGAUAAAAAUAAGACUAAACUCCAAAAUUUUGUAACAAUUUUUUAUAGCAUAGAAUGUGUGUGGCAUUUAUGUGAAAUUCUAUUUAUUGAGUCUUCAACAUCAAAUAUUGUAGUUCCGCAACUUCUAGAAUGGAUUCGCUUUCACUUUCCAACUUACGAGCGACAGGCUACUGAUUUACUUUUGCAAGGUCAUGAAUCCGGAAAUCAAGAUAAUUAUUGGCAAACAAUUAAAGGGUUAAUACUUCAAGGGCAAGUGGAUGUUGCUCGCGCUAUAUUAAAACUCAAUACAUCUUAUUCUACAAGUUCUUUCACAGUAGCAGAGCAAAUUCUUAAAUCUAUGCCAAAAUUUAAUGCUGGUGGGUUAUCUGUGCAGAAAUUUAAAUCUCAAUGGCAAUAUUGGCUAACUGACACAGAAUUGAAAUUAUCUUCUGGAUGCAUGUCAGCUGAACCUGAAUUAGAAGAAAUCAUUAGAAUUGUAAUUGGCCACACAGAGACAUGGGAUGAAAUCAUCAAUUCUUCAAAAUAUUGGUACGAGUUUUUGCCAGGCUUCUUAUUUUACACGGAGCCAGCUUGUAAAUAUUUUGAACUGGGAACUUUAGCAAACUGUUGGCUAAACCGUUAUGCAAAUGUAAGAAAUUGUAGUGAAACUGGAUUUCUUAAACAGCUCGAUCAUGUCAUAUUAAAUGUAAUGGAAAAUGAUAUCAUAAACAUAAUAUUUGCUAUUCAAAAAAUUGGCGAUAAUUUGUGGUUUGCAACACACUUAACUGAUUUGUUAUAUCUUUCUGGACAACUCCAAAUAAAUGGAGAAAAUCAGGAAAACGAUGGCAAAAAAUUAAGGGAUUCGUUUCUUUUUGAAUUUGGUUCUGCACUAAUGGGAAGAGAGUCGCUUUGGAUGCUUGGAAUUGAUUAUUUGAAACAUUGUAACGCUGAAGAACGUAAUAUCAUUAAAUUGCUAUUAUUAAAAGUGCCCAAUCGGAAUGAGUACCAGGCUAUGAAAGUAAUAAAUACGGCAAAAAAAUUAAAAAUCCUGGAAUAUAUCGAACCAGAAGUAAGUAAGGUUCAAGCAAGAAAAUCCAUAGAAUUGAAUCGUUAUGGUAAUGCCUUAGAAUGGGCUAUAAGAUCAAAAGAUUCUGUAUUUAUCACGUCCAUAGCUGACCAUUUUCUGAAUCAUUAUUCCAAUACUGGAGAUAUGUUAUGUCCUGAUGUAGUUGCAAAUGUAGGUGCAAAAAUGUUUGUUUCACCCAGAUUAGUUUUCUUGGUUAAAUAUUUUGAAUUCCAUCAGCACUAUCAAAGAAAAGAAUUUAUACAAGCCGCCGAACUUUUAGUAAAUUUAUUGGAUUCUCAAAUAACUCCAGAAUAUUUUUGGCCAACAUUAUUAUUUGAUGCAGUACCCCUCUUGGAGUCAAAGGAUCCAAAAAUUCCGUCGAGAGAGACUUGCAUUAUUUUACAACAUUUAGAAACAAAUUUAAUUCCACUCAUUGAAAAGAGACGGCAUUUAGAAAAUCCAAAGAUUUUUAAAGAUUAUCGUAUUGAAAAUAUUGAAGAAAUAGUUAAGUUAUUACGUUUGGCUUGCGCUCGUAAUUUGGCAAGAGCAUUAGUCAUUGAAAAUACCGUAAUUGUUUAGAUUUUAAUACCUCAUGAAAUAAAAUUUUUAACCAUGAAAUAAAUAUAUGUAUACGAUUUU